UUUGGUGUCAAUAGUUUCCUUAGUUCAGGGUUAGUGGCUCCGGAGUCGAGUUGACAUAAAAAAAUCCUAAACAAUACUGCCUUAUUGCUAGUCAAAAAAAAAGAUUCUAAUCAAUCGAUAAUUUAUUCAGAAAAAAUAACUGUGUCAAAUAAUAGCAAGGUCUUUCUGCGAUAGUUGUUCGGAAAUCAUUAUGAUAAACGUAAUCAAACUGAGUAUUUUGUGUUUGUAUUUGGUUUGCUUAGAGUGUUUACCAACCACCAAUAAAUAUGCUAGACAAAUUCCAUCGGAUGAUGCGCUGAAAUUUAUGAAAAAAUAUGGCUACCUAGUAGACGACAAUGGACAAUCAGAAGCCAUAUAUUCGGAAGAAAAUUUGAGCAACAUUAUUAAAACAAUGCAAAAGUUCGGAGCCAUAGAACAAACUGGAGUUAUAGACAAUCGUACCGUAGAGCUCAUGGCUUCUCUCAGAUGUGGAGUGCCAGAUAUUGUGUCGAGGAGAAAAAAGAGAUACGCAGUAUUAGAUGGGUGGAAUAAAAGGCACAUUACGUACUAUAUCUCCAACUGGUCUUCUAAACUUGGCGAAGAAGUGGUAGCCAGAAAUAUUCAAAGAGCAUUGGACGUAUGGGGAGGAUAUGGCCGAUUAACUUUUUCGCGAUCGUAUAGCCAAGAUGCAGAUAUUAUUGUGGCUUUUGGAAGAGGAUAUCAUGGCGACAGAUUCCCAUUUGACGGCCCGGGACUUGUACUAGCACAUGCAUUUUUCCCUUCUGGGACUGACAGACCAGAUUCAGCUGGUGACAUACAUUUUGAUGACGAUGAAAGUUGGGUUGACCUUUCCAGUGGCAAAACAGAACAAGAUGGAACAGAUUUUUUCACCGUAGCAAUUCACGAGUUGGGUCACUCGUUGGGACUUCAGCAUUCUUCAGUAGAAACAUCAGUUAUGUUCCCCUAUUAUAAAGGAUAUGAUAAAGAUACCACUAAUUUAUUGGAUUAUGAUGACAUUUUGGGAAUGUAUAGUCUGUAUAUCCAGAGAAGAUUAAAAGGCGAUGAUGCAACUCCAGCUACUUAUCCUGAUCAACAGUCAUCUACCACAGUUCUCCCAUAUACUCCUUCAGGAACACCAGCUAGACCUGAAUAUACUACGGGAAGAGAUCGAGAAGAAACUACCAGAACUACACGACGGACUACUCCUCGUUAUCAUGACAGGGAGCAAACUACCCCAACACCACGCAGAAAAUAUCAUUGGUUUGGUCCCAGACAUCCUCGUCCAACCGAACAUCCUCACCAUCACCACACAACAACCCAACGACACGAAGUCAAAUAUGAUGGGGAUGAUGAAUCGGUCGAUCGUCACAAAGAACAUGACCCGCACAAAACGAAUCCAGAAAAUAGCUCUCCAAGCUUGCCAUACAUUUGCCAUGGACAUUUUGACGCUGUGGCUACUUUGAGACAAGAAUUAUUUAUAUUCAAAGAUGAGUACCUGUGGAGAUUGAAUGACAAAAGUAUCAUGGUUCCGGGAUACCCAACACCAAUACGACAAAUGUUUCCAAAACUGCCAAAAUCUGUCAAAAAAGUUGACGCAGCCUAUCAGAGACCUGAUGGAAAUAUUGUGCUUUUUACUGGAAAUAAACUAUGGAUCUUUAAUGGCUUUGAAUUCAUAGAAAACAGUCCUUUACCGCUGAGUUACUAUGAUCUUCCUGAUUAUCUCGAUGGGAUUGAUGCUGUUCAAACCUGGUCCAAAAACGGUAAAACCUACUUCUAUAAAAGGGACAGGUUCUGGAGAUACAACGAAACAUCGAAAAGUAUGGAUCCAGGUUACCCCAUGGAUAUGAGUAGAUGGAGGGGUGUUCCGACUGAUUUGGAUGCAGCUACAACGUGGAAAGAUGGAAUUACCUAUUUCUUUAAAGGUGAUCUUUUUUGGAAGUUUGAUAACAAUUGGAUAAUUACCACUGAAACUUCACCACUGCCAAUAGCACCAAUAUGGCUGGGGUGUCAAGAAGAAGCUUUCCAAAUGAAACGACUGUUUGGUGCCUAAUUUAACUUUUUUUUUCAAUAGUCUGACUCGUCUUUUUAAAUCUUUGAAGUUAAAAAUGUAAUGGAUGAAAACGGUAGGCAUGUUAGGUGAAGUAAAACUCCAAUGAAAUGUUUAGUUAUAAAUACUUAUUACAUGAAUGAAUGAAACAAUAUUCUCUUGAAAAUAGAUUUUAACUAGCGAAAAUUCUUGCAAAAGCAUCAACUUAUUUAAAACUUUUGUUUCACAUGAAAGAUACUUGUCUAUUAACAAAUGAACAUUAUUUAUUAUAUUAUCGUCGAAAUAAAACACCUAUUACUUUAACUUGUUUAAUUAUCGAAAAUAAGCACCCGUAAAUUAUUAGGGACAACACCAAUAAUAAUCAGAUCAGAAGUGAGGAUUAUGUUUCUAAUGUAUGUGUUAUGCUAAGGGCGCGUUUGAAAACUCUACUUACACUAAAAUUAUGACAGGAAAGCGUAAAGCUGAUAUCAUUACACUGCCAAAUUUACUAAUUUACAUCUCAUAAAUAUUAUCACUAUUACCAUUCCAGUUGUUUCCCAUCCCACUGAAAGAAUCCUCCAUUAUGUUUUUCACUUAAAUUUUCCACGAAUUGAACUAAGCUGCAACAGCUAGAGUCUAUCGUCAUUGGCGCACCAUUACCUCCCAUGUCCGUUUUCACCCAUCCAGGAUGGACGCAGGUCGCCAAGAUGCCAUCUUUAAUCAAAUCGAUGCUUAGAGAUUUAGUAGCCAUAUUG
Messenger RNA from Ceutorhynchus assimilis (cabbage seed weevil), 2760 nucleotides. The record is from the annotation of a GenBank genome assembly. Lineage: Eukaryota; Metazoa; Arthropoda; Insecta; Coleoptera; Curculionidae.